AUAAAACGGCUGUAGCCAGUACUUGUUAUUGAGUGUAAAACUGACGAGGGCAGUCUUCGUGACAGCUUGCUUCAGGCAAAAUGGAUGUCCCGUCCAUAAUUCUCGCCGCUGCAGCCAUAGCAAUCUCCAGUUUGUACCUGGGGAAAUUGUUGGUUCGGAGGCUGAAAUUCACUAGGCAGUUGGCGAAACUGCCCGGGCCAAUGGCUUUGCCGCUGGUUGGCACCACUUACUUGGUUUUUUUCGUGCCGAUGAACGGUAUACUGAAGUUCAUGGGAGAACGUAUCAAAGAAUUUUAUCCUAUAUGGUGUACUUGGGCGGGACCAUACCCAGAAGUAAACCUAAUUAAGGCAGAACACAUCGAGAAGAUCCUCAGCGGAACGAAGCACACAGAGAAGUCUUUUCUCUACACGUUCCUUUAUCCUUGGCUGGGAACUGGCCUGCUGACGAGCUCAGGAAAUAAAUGGCACACUCACAGGAAGAUCAUCACCCCGACGUUUCACUUCAAGAUCCUGGACAACUUCAUGGAAGUGUUCUCUGAGAAGAGUGAGAUACUGGUGGACAAACUGCAGGGGAAAGCAGACGGGAAGACUUUCGACAUUUUCCCCUACAUCACCCGAUGUGCGUUGGACAUCAUUUGCGAGACCGCCAUGGGAACUGAAAUACACGCCCAGGAAGACGUCAAUUCAGAGUACGUGCGGGCGGUGUACGACAUAAGCGAAAUAUUCAUGAGCCGGGUUCUGAAGCCGUGGCUACACCCUGACCUCAUAUUCUACCGAACACGGAAGGGCAGACGCUUCGCGGAGUGCCUCGGCAUCUUGCACGGAUUCACCAAAAGGGUUAUCGCAGAAAGGAAGGUGGCGCUCUCAGGUGUCGCUGGCACAAACUCAGAGUCAUCAGAAGAAGACCACCUGAUAGGCAAGAAGAGGAGAAAGGCUUUUCUCGAUCUGCUUCUCGAAGUUUCUGAGCAAGGUGGCAGGCUCUCGGAUGAAGAAAUCAGAGAAGAGGUGGACACGUUCAUGUUUGAGGGUCACGAUACGACCGCUGCCAGCAUGUCUUGGAUCAUACUCAUGCUCGCUCUCCACCCCGAAGUGCAGGAGAAGGUGAGCGCGGAGCUGGACAGCAUAUUCCAGUCGUCCGAGCGAGCCGCCACCCCGAGGGACCUCAGCGAGAUGAAGUACCUGGAGCAGGUGGUGAAGGAGACGCUGAGGCUGUACCCCAGCGUGCCGUUCAUCCAGCGCACGGCGAGCGAGGACGUCCGCCUGGACGAGUACUGCAUCCCGGCCGGAGCGACCUUCACGCUGCAAAUCUACUUCGCCCACCGGAACCCGGAGAGCUUCCCUGACCCGGAGCAGUUCGACCCGGACAACUUCCUGCCGGAGCGGGUCCAGGGCCGACACCCGUACGCCUACAUACCCUUCAGCGCCGGGCCCAGGAACUGCAUAGGACAGAAAUUCGCUCUGCUGGAGGAGAAGAUCGUGCUGUCCUCCAUCCUGAGGAAGUUCAAGAUCAGCUCCACGCAGAAGAUAGAGGACAUAAAGCUUCUGCCGGAGCUGGUUCUCAGACCAGAAGGCGGCGUCAGAGUGUCGCUAGCUCCAAGAGAGCCACUCAGAGCGUAACUGUCAAAGAAAUCGCGUUCUCAAAUAAAAAUAAUAAAAAAAUUUUUCAAUCGCA
Bacillus rossius redtenbacheri is the source of this 1671-nucleotide messenger RNA. RefSeq names its product cytochrome P450 4C1-like. Lineage: Eukaryota; Metazoa; Arthropoda; Insecta; Phasmatodea; Bacillidae. The transcript has 13 exons. Gene Ontology annotation, molecular function: iron ion binding; heme binding; monooxygenase activity. The record is from RefSeq and is a predicted model, not a curated record. The coding region runs from base 81 to 1616 and encodes 511 amino acids.